AUGAUGAAAGUAGUGCAAUUGGUUUGUCAGAUCGAAUUCAUAACAAUCAAGCCUUCGUGCAGGUGCUGCAGUACAUGCAUUACAUAUUCUAUAAACAUUCCUAUUUUGCAGGAUUCCUUUGAGCUUCCUCGGCGGGAUUCCUCAAGAGAUGGGGACGUUGAAAUGGGAAUGCAUCAGCCUGAUGCUUCUGAUAAUUUAAAAGGCUUCUUGAAGAAGGUUGAUGGAAUUGAGAGCCUAAUAGCUAAGCUGACGAAUCUCUUGACUAAGCUCCAGACUGCAAACGAGGAAUCAAAAGCAGUUACGAAAGCAAGUGCCAUGAAAGCAAUUAAGCAGCGAAUGGAGAAAGAUAUUGAUGAAGUGGGGAAAAUUGCUCGUAUGGCAAAAACCAAAGUUGAUGAACUGGAAAAAGAUAACUUAUCUAACAGGCAGAAACCUGGAUGUGGGAAGGGGUCUGCAGUAGAUCGAUCAAGAGAACAGACUACUGGAGCAGUCAAAAAGAAAUUGAAGGAACGGAUGGACGAUUUUCAGGUAUUGAGAGAAUCAAUCCGGCAGGAGUACCGGGAAGUUGUUGAAAGAAGGGUAUUUACUGUAACUGGCAAUCGCCCUGAUGAAGAGACUAUUGAUGAUUUAAUCGAGACAGGGAGAAGUGAGCAGAUUUUCAAAGAUGCUGUUCAGCAGCAGGGGAGAGGCCAGAUAUUGGAUACUGUUGCUGAGAUACAGGAGCGUCAUGAUGCUGUCAGAGAUCUGGAGAGGAAGCUUCUGGAGUUGCAGCAGAUAUUCCUGGAUAUGGCAGUAUUGGUUGAGGCUCAAGGAGACAUGAUCAACCACAUAGAGACACAUGUUUCAAAUGCUACCAACCACAUACAGCAAGGUGUGGGCGCUCUCCAGAAUGCAAAGAAGCUGCAGAAAAACUCGAGAAAGUGGAUGUGCUACGCCAUCAUCCUUCUCCUGGUAAUAGUGGUUAUCAUCGUGGUCGCGGUUAUCCAGCCAUGGAAGAAGUAA
Messenger RNA from Triticum turgidum subsp. durum (durum wheat), 1002 nucleotides. Lineage: Eukaryota; Viridiplantae; Streptophyta; Magnoliopsida; Poales; Poaceae. The record is from the annotation of a GenBank genome assembly.